Molecule: messenger RNA, 562 nt
Organism: Racocetra persica
Lineage: Eukaryota; Fungi; Glomeromycota; Glomeromycetes; Diversisporales; Gigasporaceae
Source: the annotation of a GenBank genome assembly
ACCAAAUGAGUGGAAAUUACUAGAUAAUUAUAUAGUUGACAAUAAUAAAUUUACUAGAGAGCCUUAUGUUGUCCAAUUUCAUCAUCGGAAAAAACCAAAUGUAAAAAUUACACUUAUUGGAUGUCAUGCAAAGCCAGAAAAUGUAUACAGUGAAAUAAAAGCAUUAGUGACUGAUGUAUAUACUUAUGUUAAAAAGAAAUCAGAAAAAAGAAGUGGUCUGUCUCGCUUAUUUAGCUUACUAUGUUUAAAGACAAAAGAAUCAGUUUUUGAAAACAAUUGUGAACUUAUAAUUCUGAUGGGUGACUUCAAUGCUUUGGGUCCUUAUCUUAAUAAAACAAAGCAAGAUGAACUUGAUAAAAUAUUGAAUCAAAAUAAGUUAAUAUGGGGAACAAUUCAGAUUGACGAAGAUUUGAACACCAGCAAAGAUAACAAUAAAACUAGAAAAGAUAAAGUAGAUGAAUGCACUAAGAAUUUUAAAAAAAUAUUAGAAAGCUACACUAUGAACCAGGUUAAUAAUGAUGAAAUCGAACCAAUAGAUUGGCAAAGAAUUGUUAAGAUUGUU